Molecule: messenger RNA, 1863 nt
Organism: Meira miltonrushii
Lineage: Eukaryota; Fungi; Basidiomycota; Exobasidiomycetes; Exobasidiales; Brachybasidiaceae
Exons: 2
Coding region: 1-1863 (620 amino acids)
Biological process (GO): transmembrane transport; carbohydrate transport
Cellular component (GO): membrane
Molecular function (GO): carbohydrate:proton symporter activity
Source: RefSeq, a predicted model, not a curated record
AUGAGUACCCAAGAUCUACAAACAGGGCAUCAAGCCCGAUUCUCGAUGGACUCUACAGCAUCAUCAACAACCCGUACUAGAACAAACUCGAUUCGCGUGCCCAACUUACCCCCAAAUCAACAUGGUACUUCACCUUUAGCAAAAGCUGGUGUGAAGGGAGAUGGACUGAUGAUAUUUAUCACAUGUUUCGUAUCGCUUGGUGUCUUUUUGUUUGGAUAUGAUCAAGGUGUUAUGUCGGGGAUCAUUACUGGUCCGUAUUUCAAAGCAUACUUUCAUAAUCCAACAGCAUACGAAAUUGGAACAAUGGUUGCAAUUUUAGAGAUUGGUGCUUUAAUCACAAGUUUGGCAUGUGGAACAUUGGCAGAUAUGUGGGGACGCAAAAGAGUACUGCUGAUCGGUGCUUUGACAUUUUCUCUUGGAGGCCUUAUUCAAGCUUUCACAACCGGUUUCAAAAGUAUGGUCUUUGGUAGAAUCAUUGCAGGUUUUGGCGUGGGUGCUUUGAGUAUGAUCGUACCAAUAUAUCAAAGUGAAAUUUCACCAGCAGAAAAUCGUGGAAAGCUGGCAUGCAUCGAAUUUACGCUGAAUGUUUUCGGAUACACUUCAUCGCUUUGGAUUGAUUAUGCUUGUUCAUUCAUCUCAGGAGAUGGGUCUUGGCGCUUCCCGCUUGCAGUUCAAGUGAUCAUCGGUCUGAUACUUGCUUUCGGCUCCAUCGUUAUACCCGAAUCGCCAAGGUGGCUUCUUGAUCAUGACCGUGAUGAUGAGGGUAUGCGUGUCUUGGCAGACUUGCAUGGAGGAGGUGAUCCUCGAGAGCCAAGAGCCAGGCUGGAAUAUCGUGAAAUCAAGGAAAAUGUUCAUUUUACCCGAUCUCAAGGUGAUCGUAGCUACUCAACCAUGAUGAGAGUCUACUGGUACAGAACUAUGAUUGCAUGUUCUUCACAAAUGUUCGCUCAACUGAACGGAAUCAACGUUAUUAGCUAUUAUGCUCCAAUGGUUUUUGAAAGUGCAGGCUGGAUAGGUAGAGAUGCAAUCUUGAUGGCCGGUAUCAAUGGAAUCAUUUACAUUUUAGCAACCAUUCCUACGUGGUUUUUGAUUGACGUACUGGGACGCAGAAAGAUUCUGAUGUUUGGAUCAAUUGUAACAGGAACCGCGUUGGCAGCAUGUGGGUACUUUUUAUACAUCGAUACAGCCAUCACGCCAAAAGCUGUUGUCGCUUGUGUGAUCAUCUUCAACGCUGCUUUUGGAAGUGGUUGGGGUCCGAUUCCAUGGCUUUACCCGCCAGAGAUUAUGCCUCUAGCAUUCCGGGCCAAAGGUACAAGUUUGAGUACGGCAACCAAUUGGAUCUUUAAUUAUAUCGUUGGAGAAAUGACGCCAAUCUUGCAAGAAAAGAUCAAAUGGCGUCUUUAUCCUAUGCACGCUUUCUUUUGUCUUUGCUCUUUGAUAUUUGUCUACUUUGCUUAUCCGGAAACGAUGGGUGUUCCGUUGGAAGAGAUGGAGGCAUUGUUUGGUGAUGAACCUGGACCGAUCCCUCAAAAAGACGAUGAGAUGGAUGAAGAAAAUCAACCACUUAACGAAGGUAGAAGGAGCAAUGAUGACGAAGAUCAUUCACCUGCUAGACCUUCACGGAGAAGUAUCUCAUCACAUCCUCGAUUUAUGAGUGAAGAAGAAUUGGCAGCACGUCAGGCAGCUAUCAAGGUUGCUCGACUAGAAAGAAAAAAUCAAACUUGGGGCUUCUUGGGAAGAGGAUCAUCAUCGUCGUCCAAUUCACGAAGAACAAUUGCCAGCUGGUUCGGAGGAAAUUCUCAAAGACAAGAAAGUGCACACGAAAGUACACCUUAUCAACCGCUCAAUCGAGAAGAACAGUAG